AUGGACUGUCGUUCGAUAAAAUUGCUGGAUCGUCUCACGGCGUCCGCUCACGAUCUUUCCUCCAAAACGAAGCAGAAAUGCGUCCCGCUCCAGGCCGACGUCCGGAGUCCUGAACAGCUGAAGGAAGCUGUGAAGAAGUGCGUGGAGGAGUUCGGACAUAUCGACUUCGUCAUCUGCGGUGCCGCCGGAAACUUCCUUGCGCCUAUCGAAGGGCUGUCAGAAAACGCCUUCCGUACUGUGAUCGAGAUCGAUACGCUGGGAACAUAUCACACCAUCAAAGCUACCUUGCCUUACGUCCGCGCCUCGCAUGGGUCGUACAUUCACGUCAGCGCGACGCUCCACUACAAUGGGACACCCUACCAGGUGCACGUCUCCGCUGCUAAAGCCGCGGUGGACGCUACGUCAGCGGUGCUCGCCGUGGAAGAAGGUCCGCGCGGCGUCCGUUCGAACGUUAUCGCACCCGGACCCAUCGCGGGAACCGAGGGCAUGGACAGGCUGUCCGCAAGGGAAAAGGCAAGCGCUGGGCAACCGCAGGCGCCGCGCGCCAUGCCGUUAACGCGCAUGGGGGACAUCAGGGAUAUCGCCAACGCCGCGGUGUGGUUGUUCAGCGAUGCCGCGUCUUUCGUUACCGGACAGGUCAUUGUGGUUGACGGAGGCUCGGAGCACCUGCGUACGACGGUGCUGCCUUACCCGGAAAGCGUCCUCGAUCCGGAGAGCGCAAAGAAAAUGAUCAAGGCGAGGAUGUGAGUCUCCGGGGUCAUGUCCCAUGCCAGAUACCUCGAGGUCAGCAAGAUGCCCUUAUUCGUCUUGGGCGCACGGGCAUGCCAUAUGUACAAUCGCGCUAAAUGGCACUGCAAACAGCCAUGGUCACUCCACAACUGCAUCGUCUUGUUACCCAUAACGACCACGUACAUAGCACGACGGGUUGUCUUUCCGUAUUAUUCUACUUCAC
Punctularia strigosozonata HHB-11173 SS5 is the source of this 952-nucleotide messenger RNA. Its product is annotated as NAD(P)-binding protein. The transcript has 8 exons. Gene Ontology annotation, molecular function: 2,4-dienoyl-CoA reductase (NADPH) activity. The coding region runs from base 1 to 747 and encodes 248 amino acids. The record is from RefSeq and is a predicted model, not a curated record. Lineage: Eukaryota; Fungi; Basidiomycota; Agaricomycetes; Corticiales; Punctulariaceae. Gene Ontology annotation, biological process: fatty acid catabolic process.